UCCGCAGGCAGUUGCGGCCGUUGCCGUCGAGCGAGCGCUGGCUGGCUGGCUGGCGCGCGCGGCGGCCGUUGAGGAGCAGCCGGAGGAUUCCGCGCCGGCGGGCGCAGGAAGCCGAAAGGCGCAUCGAGCGGCGGAAACAACAAGAAAGAAGAGAACCGCCCGACCGCUUGACGGACGGCGGCCGCCGGUGCUGCGCGCGGACUUAAUUUUUUUUUUUAAAAGACCCUCUUAUUUAUUGCUCGUCAUCGCGGCCCCCCCCCAUUUUCCGCCCCCCCCCUCCCCUCCUUAUGGGAUUAUAGCGGCGGCGUCGGCGGCGGCCCCAUGUUUUCUCCCAGCCAGGAGGAGCGCUGCGUCCCCAACAAGGAGCCCGUCAAAUACGGCGAGCUGGUGGUGCUGGGGUAUAAUGGCUCCCUUCCUAAUGGUGACAGAGGGCGUCGGAAAAGCAGGUUUGCGCUCUAUAAACGGCCCAAAGCAAAUGGCGUCAAACCCAGCACUGUUCAUGUGAUUUCAACACCUCAAGCAUCCAAGGCCAUCAGCUGUAAAGGGCAGCACAGUAUCUCUUACACACUCUCAAGAAACCAGACAGUCAUAGUGGAAUAUACGCAUGAUAAAGACACAGAUAUGUUUCAGGUUGGCCGGUCGACGGAGAGCCCGAUAGACUUCGUCGUGACGGACACGAUUUCCGGCAGCCAAAACAGCGACGAAACGCAGAUCACCCAAAGCACCAUCUCCAGGUUCGCCUGCCGAAUUGUCUGUGAUAGGAACGCACCAUACACGGCCAGAAUUUUCGCAGCAGGAUUCGACUCUUCGAAAAACAUAUUUCUGGGGGAAAAAGCAGCAAAGUGGAAGAAUCCGGAUGGGCAUAUGGAUGGAUUAACAACCAAUGGCGUUCUAGUCAUGCAUCCGAGAGGGGGAUUCACCGAAGAAUCUAAGCCUGGAGUCUGGAGGGAAAUUUCCGUCUGCGGCGAUGUCUACACUCUCCGGGAAACAAGGUCUGCUCAGCAGAGAGGCAAGCUGGUAGAAAACGAAACCAACGUCCUGCAAGACGGCUCUCUCAUCGACCUGUGCGGGGCCACGCUUCUGUGGAGGACGGCAGACGGCUUGUUCCACACACCCACCCAGAAACACAUCGAGGCCCUGCGGCAAGAGAUUAACGCCGCGCGGCCCCAGUGCCCCGUGGGCCUGAACACCCUGGCCUUUCCCAGCAUCAACCGCAAAGAAGUGGUCGAAGAAAAACAGCCCUGGGCUUACCUCAGUUGUGGCCACGUCCACGGCUACCACAACUGGGGACACCGCAGCGACAUGGAAGCCAAUGAGCGCGAGUGUCCCAUGUGCAGAACCAUUGGUCCCUACGUGCCUCUCUGGCUUGGCUGCGAGGCUGGCUUUUACGUUGACGCCGGUCCCCCGACUUACGCUUUCACCCCUUGUGGACACGUGUGCUCGGAGAAGUCUGCCAAAUACUGGUCCCAAAUCCCGUUGCCCCACGGCACUCACGCGUUCCACGCCGCCUGCCCUUUCUGCGCUAUCCAGCUCUCCGGAGAUCAGAACUGCGUCAAGCUGAUUUUUCAGGGUCCAAUUGACUGAUGCCGUUUUACACAUGACUAUAACAGAGCUCACUUUGUUAACAAUUUACUGUGAAGGUUAAGAAUUUGCCACUAACGCUAGAUUUUACCUUUUUAUAGGAUUGUUAUUAAUGAGGGACUGGGGCUGGGUGGGUGGGUUAACAAGGGGUGUGGAGGUACACUGAUACCAGGAACCAAACAGAUAUCGGUGGCAUUCCAUGCUUAGUAGCAGCAUGUUCACGACGACAAACUGUAGUAUAUUUGUAGUAUUUUUUCUUAGCACCCGUGAUCAGAAGGAAAAAAAACAAAACCCAGUGUCUUAACAAUUUUUUAAUCUUGGGAUUUUUUAACAGAAAAAUGCUUUUCUUCUAAACUUUGACAAGCCUUUAAGACACAUAUUUUUUCAGACCUAAAAAAGGAACGUACAGAAUGUAAUUUGUCUCUCUCUCUGUUUUUUUCUCCUUAAUUUGCAAUAUAAUGAACUUGAAUAGCUCGUUCUCAUGGAGGGGGUACCGAAUGUGAGGGCAAACCUGGUUGAAUGUUCCGUUAAAAGACGCGUGUUCGAAGGAGCCGUGAACAAGAAAGGGUCGGUGUUAGGAACAAGAGCACAAAAGAUAUUAGGAAACUCUGCCGUGUGAUCUCAUGCAGCUGUUCAAAACAAACGAAAGACACAAAAUUACUUGAAAUUUGGGGAAUCGUCCAUGGGCCACUUCUAGUGUUAUGUUCUAGUGGCACCGAAGUCACCCUGUUUUUAGAAAAUGCUAAUUAAAACAUAAUAUGGGAAGGGUUAAAAUACGGGUUAUUUGGUCCCACAGAUGCAUAGGGCAUUUUGGGGUGGGGGGUGGGGGUGGGGACGUGUGAAAUGGAAGCACUUGAGCUUUGCUUCCGAAUUUUUUGGAAGCGGCUCGGCUGUGCACCAGUCUCCCUGUCUUUUUACCAACUCCGUGCAUCAAAGAAUCGAUCCUUGGGUCUGUUCAUUGCUAACUUCAGAGCCCUUCAGAUGUUGCUGUUGGUGGCGUGGUUGCUAUUCCUUGGGGUCUGUAUCCCAGGCCUCCACAAUGUGCUUGACAAGCCAGAACGCCGUGAGCGGGAGCCAGUGGGGCGGGUUCGUUUCUGCUUGACUGUCCUUGCUUAAGCAAUUCCAUCUUGUCAAACCCCCGUCAGGACUCCAAGGAGCAGUCGCUUGCCUGUCGACAUCCGAAGGGCUCUCGCGUGAUGUGUGAAAGCACCUUUAAUUGAAAUCCAGUGUUAGCAAAUCAUUGGUUAGCCUUUCUCAGUUUUCAUUUGGCAUUUGAAUUCUUUUUUUAUAUAUAUACAUAUCCAAUCAUCUUCCACAGUGUUCUGUCUCCCCAGCCCCCCCCCCCCCUCCUUUUAGUUUUCUUUCCACUUGGUGUAGUGCAUUGGACCAGUGGGCAAAUUGGAAAUGUAGCAACUCCUUUAUAAAUGUAGUCACUUACGUGGCUGGGCUGCCAUGCUAGAAAGAAGUCCUGGGUCUCUCUCUAUCUCUGUAGAACAUGCGUGCGUUGGCCUGGAUCCUAUUUGCUAGUUCAGGUCGCUCAUGAUUCUUCACCGACUGCAGGAUUCAUAAAUUGACUCAUUGCGUUCUAAGCAUUCGGUAGCUAUUUUGAAAUCACCGAUUAAAAACAAGCUGUUUUGCUCCUCUAGCUUCAGUGACACAGCUUUCUUGCAUCCUUCCGUAGCCGUUACGGCAUGAGUUUGCUCACUUCUGUUUUUUCCCACAGCCUGAGUAGAGUCCCGCGGUAGUUCGGUUGGUUUUUUUAAAAAAGCAUCCAAGCUGAAUGCAAUUUGUGCAAAUUGAAAUCCCAGAUAAUUUGGGAAAGGGGGAAGGAUUCUUAUCGCUCAGUCUUAAAAUUGGUAGAUUGACAUUUAUGUGUACUUUAACUCUGCCCUAUUAGCAUUUUCAUUUGUGUUAGCAGCAUUUUGUAUGUUCUCUUUCUGUACAUGUGGUAUCUGAGGUAUUUUUCGAGGGGUGCGUGUGCGUGUCAGGGAAAACCCCUUGGUGAGAAAUUGAAUACCCAAUGGAGCUGAAUCCAGCCGUUGGGGUCUCUUUUCUGCUCAAUUCACAGCAGUUCCUACUAUAUUUGUGCCCUUUGUAUAAAUAUAUAAUUUAUAUGAUUUUAAUAUAUUGUGUAUAUACUUGAAUUAGCCUGUUCAUAUUUUGGAUGUAAUAUUGUUUUAUAGUUAACCUUUUAAACCUUUUAAAAUGUCCCUUGCCUGUUUUGGGUGACGGGGCGUACGGUGUUUUUAUCUGCUGCUGUUUAAUACAAUUUUGCUGUAUAAAAAAAUUCAGCAUUUUAAGUUGAA
Messenger RNA from Sphaerodactylus townsendi, 3887 nucleotides. RefSeq names its product pellino E3 ubiquitin protein ligase family member 2 (gene PELI2). Gene Ontology annotation, molecular function: protein binding; ubiquitin protein ligase activity. The coding region runs from base 322 to 1584 and encodes 420 amino acids. Lineage: Eukaryota; Metazoa; Chordata; Lepidosauria; Squamata; Sphaerodactylidae. Gene Ontology annotation, biological process: protein polyubiquitination; regulation of Toll signaling pathway. The transcript is spliced from 6 exons. The record is from RefSeq and is a predicted model, not a curated record.